Molecule: messenger RNA, 1148 nt
Organism: Seminavis robusta
Lineage: Eukaryota; Bacillariophyta; Bacillariophyceae; Naviculales; Naviculaceae
Source: the annotation of a GenBank genome assembly
CCUGCGAGUGACUCUCGUGGCUGCAGUGGAGCUCACAGUCGGCUAGAUAGCUGAAAGCCCAAAAAGAUUCUUUUCUGGAUACUGAAUCAAUCGAUGACCCACAAUCAGAACAACGCGAUCUCCUGUUUCCCGUCAAAGAAGGGAAAAGUAUGGGAGAGAUCAGUCUCACUUUUUCGUUCACCUUUCAUUUGCCAAAGCAACAGCACCUUCAUCAUUGCUUUGUUCAGCGUAGCCGACUAUUCGAAGCAAGUACCGGUAGACAGCACCAGUUCAGACAUUGUAGUUUCGGUAGUGCCUUGCCAAAGCUAUCCAUCUUACAACCUCAGAAGAUUACUUUUUUGUCCGAGCCAAAAGAAUCAUGAUGGUAUCCUCAUCCCCGCCUUCAUCCUCCUCCCCCGUGGUAACAACGACAAAAGGCAGCAAGGGAGUGCUACAAUUUCAGGUUGGUGGUGCCCCCCCCUCCUUGUCGUCGGGGGCUCACUUGUGUGACGAACAAAGCAGCGAUACUUGCUUCAAGUUUGCCGGUCCAUCUCGUGUCGAUACAGCAAGGCCUUCUCUGCGACCAACUACAACUCCUUCCGAUGCGCCUGAUCCGGCAGAAGAGGAUGAAACCCAUAACGUCAGUACCGCGACCACGGCCACUAUGACGACGGUUUCAUCUUCAUCAUCAAUCGUUUCCAUUGAUUCUGCAUCCACUGAUUCUUCCUGCGACGAUCCCUCCGCAGCCGUCCAAUCAAUUUCGCGCAACACAUGCAAACUCUUCGAGCGGUGCCAUGUAGACAGGAAGAGGCCUGCUUUCAUCUUGGCAGACGUCACAGACUUUGCGACUCAAAGACUCCCUCGUCCAGGAAACGGCGCUCCGACAUCAGUCCAAGGCAAAAAUGAGCUUCACAGGGGCAGUACGCUAACUUUGAAUCGUGAGGCGUCGGCAAUGGCACCGAAAUCAUCGGCGUGCAACAACGUAGCAGAUUGGUUCAGCAGCUCCCAACCACGCAAGCGUCGCCGAAUCAUGAAGAUGAUUUGGCAUCAUUGAAGUUGUUUUCUUUUUCUGUGAUCGAUGUUUGGUGUGGUUGAAAAUAGUUGUGGCUGGGCGCUCCUUUGCACAAAAACAAGAUCUUAUGCUGCAAAAGAUAAUGUAUAGGUACGGU